Dothidotthia symphoricarpi CBS 119687 is the source of this 2380-nucleotide messenger RNA. RefSeq names its product Annexin. The record is from RefSeq and is a predicted model, not a curated record. The coding region runs from base 171 to 2285 and encodes 704 amino acids. The transcript is spliced from 3 exons. Gene Ontology annotation, cellular component: cytoplasm. Lineage: Eukaryota; Fungi; Ascomycota; Dothideomycetes; Pleosporales; Dothidotthiaceae. Gene Ontology annotation, molecular function: calcium ion binding; calcium-dependent phospholipid binding.
CUCUGUCCUACAUAACCGCCGGCGGUGGUAAUUUCCACUACAACGGCAGAACCCUCUUGGGGCCGAUUGUCAAACUUUAAGGGACAUGUAUCUAAUGGCCUCUUCCCCGCCUGAAGAUUGACAUCUCAGCUUCCAUGCCUUCGUUUCCAAACUACUCUCGUUCCUAGACCAUGUCUCUGCGUCCUAAGGACAAGCGGUCGCGGUCCAAGUCGCCGGGACGCGGUCGCACACGCUCUCACUCCAGCAGCCAGGCACACCACAGCUCAGCUGCAGCCCCGCAGUACGAGGUUAGGCAACCAGGAGGACAGCCGUACGCGACAACACCGCAGAACAACGUCCAAUACGCGCCCAUCCCACCGCAGUUCGCAUACACUGCUACGCCUGCCUCUCAUGCCGCGCACGCGAGGACUCCGUCGACGGGCGGGAACGCGCCGCAGUAUGCGCAACCGCAGCCGCAGCCGCACAAUUCUAAUGCUUUCAACGCGUCGCAGGCCCAGUAUGCUGCCGUGCAGCCAAGUGUAGCCCAGCCCGUGUAUGCGCCUCAACCUCCAGUCCAGCAACCUAUGCGUGCGCCGCCUCCAAUGGCUCCGCAACCUAUGCGCGCGCCGCCCCAGACAGCCCAGCAACCCGUGUAUGCGCCGCAACCACCGGCCCAGCCCACGUAUGCGCAGCAACCACAAGCUCAGCAACCGGCGUAUGCGCAACAACCAGCGCAGCAACAGACGUAUGCGCAACAGCCGGUGCAGCAAACUAGGCAUGCGCCAUCGCCAACAGCUCAGCAGCCCAUGUAUGCGCAGCCUCCAAUGGGAUCGCGCUCUCCGCGCCCAGAACACCACCGCGCAAUGUCGCAACCAAUAGGCUCGUAUGACGGUCGCAAGCUGGUCGAGAUCGUCCCAGGCGGCGGCGGCGGUGGGGGAAACCUCAACAUUGCGACUGCAGGCAGGUCGGGAGGGUUCCAAGACGGGGCUCUACCGCCGCCGAGUCCAUUACUGGAGGCAUACCACGGCACAUAUCAAUCCAUAAGUCCCAUGCCCCAAGCCAUGAUGCUCGACGACGACUUAUCUCAUCUGUCGGUGCUCGACAGCCACUCCCCACGAUCCUCCAGUCGCUCCAGGCAUGGCCGCCAUCGCUCACUCUCACCCUUACCACCACCAUCAAAUGCCUUGUCGCGGCCGGCACACAACGACAAGCUCGCUAUGGAAGCAUCCGGCCGUGGCGGGCGACCCCAAGAGAACGAAAAGCGGAGGGUAAAGGCCUACGACGCAACCGAGGACGCCUUUGCGCUCGUCGACGCCAUGGCUGGUCGAGCUCCUAAUCCAGACCCCAUGAUCGACAUCCUACCAGCGUUAUCGCACGACGAGAUGCUGGAGCUGAGGUCCGAGUACAAGCGCCACUGCAAAGUCCAAGGCCGCGGCAUCAACAUCGCCAAACAUAUCAAGUUGAAAACGACUGGUAGCUUCGGCAAAGUCGCCUACGUCACCGCACUGGGCAAGUACGAGGGCGAAGGCUACUGGGCAAACUACUGGUACCAGUCGCAUUCUGCGCGCCGCGAGCUGCUCAUCGAAGCGCUCAUGGGCCGCCAGAACCACGAAAUGCGCGAGAUCAAGGCAGCCUUCAAGGACAAGCGCUAUGGCGACUCGCUCACGCGCUGCAUGGACAAGGAGCUCAAGGCGGACAAGUUCCGCAAAGCCGUUCUCAUGACCCUCGAAGGCGAGCGCCAGGAGGAAACAGAUGUGUGGCCGCCUGAAUACGUACAUCGUGACGUUGACACGCUGUAUAAAGCGAUCAAGGCACGCGAGGGCGGCGAAAGCACUAUUCUGAGCAUCGUCCUUAUGCGGAGCGAUGCGCAUCUGCGCGAGGUGCUGCGCACGUACGAGAGAGUGUACCAGGGUAGCUUUGCUCGAGACGCCCUGCGCAAGAGCAACAACCUAGUCGGCGAAGUCGUAGCCCACAUCCUCAACGGCGUCAUCAACCGCCCUGCACGAGACGCAAUGCUCCUCCACCACGCGCUCAUGGACCUCAUCGAGCCCACGCCCGAUGGGCCCCGCACAUCCUCCAACCGCGUGUCCGCCCGCGAAACGUCGUCCAGCAAGCAUGAGCGCCAGCAGCGCGUCGAGUUGCUCAUCUCGCGCCUCGUGCGCUUGCAUUGGGAUCGUGCGCAUCUCAUGCGCGUGCAGACGGAGUAUGAGGAGAAGUACGGACGUGUGGUGGAGGAGGAUUUGGAGGAGGCGACGAAGGGGGAUUUCAGGGAGUUUUGCAUCGCUAUCUGUCAGUCGGCGAGGUAGGUGGGAGGGAGGGGGGUGAUUAGGGUGGAGCUUCAGUGUAUAGUAUGAUGAGAGGCUGAGUGCCUAGAAUGUUGUGUUUCGAUACCUAGCUUGGA